Molecule: messenger RNA, 2982 nt
Organism: Penicilliopsis zonata CBS 506.65
Lineage: Eukaryota; Fungi; Ascomycota; Eurotiomycetes; Eurotiales; Aspergillaceae
Exons: 2
Coding region: 1-2982 (993 amino acids)
Biological process (GO): maintenance of protein localization in endoplasmic reticulum
Cellular component (GO): endoplasmic reticulum membrane
Source: RefSeq, a predicted model, not a curated record
AUGAACGCGGUGGGAGAGGGUUCUGGAACGUCGUCGCUGUCGCCGACGGGGACACAUACACACGGGCAGGAGAAUGAGGAUGGGCCUGACUCCCGGUUGGGUUCGGUUAUUGAAUCUCAAGGGAAGACCAACGAGGGUGGUACGCGAGCCGUCCUUGAGGAGAGGACGAAUGGACUAAAGAGCGGUCAGUCCGCCCCAUUAUUGCCAGAGCAGGGUCUCGGCAUCGUUCUUGAGCACUCUUCCAAACCAGGCGUGGACGGUUCGAGCAGUACAUCGGUGGUAGACGUUCUGGAUGGUCCGGGAAUCAGUGCUGCAUUGCGGUCUCUCGCUUCACAAGACGUCUCGCCGCGCAGUUUGCAGGAGGGUGAUCAGGUCUUGAAGUUGUCUCUGGCAAAACCACAGGAGCCGGUCUCAUCGCCCGAAUCCAAUGUACCCCAGCCAGCAAUGCCAGAAAGCAACCAGCAUCGACGGUCAGUGCCGGAAACUGUCGAAAGGCAAUCGGGGCAGUCAAGUGCAGACCUGCGACAGCAGCGCCAACAGCAUCAGCCUCCUUUAGACGAGGCCAAGGGCUUAGAAGCCCCAUUCCCAUCCAAGAUAGCAAAUGGGCCCCGAACAAGACCACAUGCUUCACGCACCAUUUCUACACCGACUUCGUCGCACCGACAAAUGCCUACGUUUACCAACGAGCGGUUGGCAUCCACCUGGUCGUCGAGAUGGAAGCCGGAUCGUCCUUCCAUCUCUCGCAUUGACGCUGAUCCCAAAAUUAAUCAUCCUACUCCAUCAGCGCCGCCGCUGGCUGAGCCGCUAUCAUCUUCUAUCCCUCCCGGGAUUCCUCUCCCGCCCCUUUCCAUCCCUACGUAUCUGCAACUCGAGCUUGCCUCGGGUCGACCGUCUCCAUUGUAUAUUUACCGCUCAAGUGCGAGCGAUUUUCCUUACGAGUCGUCGCGGGUGAAGCUCGAACGCUUGAUGAAUUUCUUGAUGAUACCCCCGGUGUUGGAGCAAGUACUCUGGUUUGGGGCCCUGGCGUGUCUGGACUCGUGGCUCUAUUCGUUUACAAUCCUCCCUUUGCGCUUUAUCAAAGCUCUCUAUAUUCUUAUUACCUCUUGGGUCGCAAAUAUGGGCUUCGAAAUUCAGUCUAUAUCGGGCUUUGUCGUCAAGGGUGUUGGGAGAGUGUGGCGCAGACGAUCUAAGGGAUCCUUCUCUGCCGAGACUUCUACAGAGGCUGGAACAAGAUCUCGAAAUCCCUCUAGUGGAUCCAUCAAACCGCUGGAGACGUUACCGGCGGAUCGAGAUGUGAACUCGAAGCCAAUGGAAUCCACGAAGCGUCACCGGCGCUCGGAGACGCGCAAACACCGCCGACAAAAGUCGAUCCCAUCUGCGCUCCUACCGGAAGACAAGGCCGAUAUCCUCAAAGGCCUGCUCAUGAUCUUCACAUGUUGUGUGUUGAUGUUCUUCGAUGCCAGCCGGAUGUACCAUUGGAUCCGUGGACAGGCCGCGAUCAAGCUAUACGUGAUCUACAACGUGCUGGAAGUGAGCGACCGGCUAUUUGCAGCGAUCGGUCAGGAUGUGUUAGAGUGUCUCUUCUCCCGUGAGGCGCUGGAACGCAAGCCUGACGGCCGCAGCAAGGUCUCCCGUCCUUUCUGUCUCUUCCUGUUGGCGCUGGUCUACACGGUGGUCCAUUCGACCGCCCUAUUUUACCAGGUGAUGACGCUAAACGUCGCUGUGAACUCGUACUCGAACGCGCUGAUCACAUUGCUCUUGUCGAACCAGUUCGUGGAGAUCAAAUCGACCGUGUUCAAGAAAUUCGAAAAGGAGAACCUCUUUCAGCUCACGUGCGCGGACGUGGUCGAGCGCUUCCAGCUAUGGCUAAUGCUAACUAUCAUCGCGUCGCGCAACAUCGUCGAGACAGGGACCUUCAAUUUCUUCGGCAGCCUGGGCUCGCUGGGUCUCGGCGGCGGCAGCAGCGCAUGGACUGGCAGCACCAACAGCACCCCCUUAUCCACCCCGCCGCGUACAGCGGCAUCCAUCCUCCCACAGGCGUUCACCAUGUUCCCGACCUACUUGUUUUCUUCGGUCAGCAGUGGUGCGAACUCCUUCCUGCCGACAGUGGCGCAGGUGCUAGGCCCGUUCCUGGUGGUGCUGGGUUCGGAGAUGCUGGUCGACUGGCUAAAGCAUGCGUACAUUGGCAAGUUCAACAACACGCGGCCCAAGAUUUACGGCCGCUUCCUUGAUAUCCUGGCCAAGGACUAUUACACAAACGCCUUUGCAGACCAGAACUUGACGCGCCGGCUGGGCCUGCCGGUCAUCCCACUUUCGUGUCUUUUCUUCCGCGUCUCGGUACAGACGUACCAGAUGUUCUUGGCCGCGUGGCUCCCGCAACCUCCUUCAUCCUCCUCAUCGUCUUUCUCGUCAGUUUCCGUUGCAGCGACUACGCUAGCCACGAUCCAAAGCAACCGCCACUCGUCAGUCGCGCUACCGUCUGCAACCCCGCUGACACUGUCGACGGUGAUCCCAGCAUCCAUGGCGCAUGUGAAUUCCUUCCUACGCACGAUGCUGGCGAACGCGAUCCCCUCCCCCGCGCAGUCGGUACGGAUUUUCACCGUCCUGUUGAUCUUGACCGGGUUCGUGAUUCUAUUGAUCCUGAAACUACUGCUCGGCAUGGUCCUGCUGGCGUUUGCUCGAUCUCGGUACCGCGCCAUGAAAGAGACAGAGACCAGCCUUCCGCCAACGAGCACCCCACAACCAACAUCUCAACUGACCAGCACGGCCCCGCGUCGCGAGUACGUCGUCGAGGGCAGCCGGCGGGUGGGUGGAUGGGGCGUGGUGGAAGUCAACGAAGACAAGCGGCGGUGGAUCUACUCGGACGAUGCAGAGGGUCUGCGGCGCCUGAAGGAGAAGGAGGAACGGGACAAGAGCGGCAAGGAGGGAGUGAACAUGGAGCUGGUGUCGCGGUAUGAGAUGGUGGCCAAGCGGAUUUGGUAA